Molecule: messenger RNA, 1143 nt
Organism: Adineta steineri
Lineage: Eukaryota; Metazoa; Rotifera; Eurotatoria; Adinetida; Adinetidae
Source: the annotation of a GenBank genome assembly
AUGCCGAACCUGAAACAACUCCAUGUUCGAUUGACUUCUGCACAAUAUGGUGUUCGAGGUUGGCGAGACGUCGAUCGAAACAAACCGUUCCCACUUAUGCCCAUGAUGAAGACUUAUAUCGUUCAUGUCGAUGAUGGAAAACCGAUCGAUUUCGAUCGUCUAGCAUAUCACCUCAAAGCAAUGCCUGCUUUACUUCAACUGGAAGUCACUGCACCUCAUGGACUGUUCAAUGCACAAAAUUGGGAAGAUCUGAUCAUAUCAUCACUGAGGAACCUCAUUCAUCUACGUCUAUAUGCCACGAGCUAUCAUCUACAUCCAGGAACUGUAGUAAAAAUCACAUGUGCAUUCAAAACUUCAUUUUGGGUCAAGGAGACAAACUUUGCGUUCAUACUCAUGCAAUUAGCCCAACAUAAGAAAGCCAGAGAGCAGAGCGAAACGAUUGAACGUUUGGGUCGAGCCAGUUUCAAUAUCUAUGCCUUACAAUUCUGGACAGGAGCUGUACGAAGCGAUACGUUUCUGCAAAAUCCGAUGAUUUUGACGGGAGAGUGGGCCAGUCAAAUUCACGAGAGGAAAGACGAUUAUUCUUACUAUGCUGAACAUGUUGAUUGUCAGAAUAUGGAUCAGCAUAUGGUCGAUUGGUUCAAAGGCCAUGUAAACUGUUUAAAAAUUAAGCAUUUCGAAGGGCGACACUUUUGUAAAGGAACAGAAUUAUCGAUCUUUACUAAUCUUCGAACUGUUCGAUUACCACCAAAGGCAUUGGCUGUUCUGAGCAAAGAUAUAUUCCAAGUUUUUCCUGCUGUUCAGUCUCUCGAUCUUCGUGACGAAAAAGAACUAUUCCAAUCUGAAUGCAUCGAUCAAAUACGAAAAUUAUUUCCGAAUGUCGAACAUUUUGUGCUCAAUACAGAAUCGUUAGACUGCGUUUCAAACUUAGCUUGUUGUUUACCACGACUUCGUUCAUUGACUUUUAAAUCAUUAUUAUCGUACGUUGGAUCGAACUACAAUUGUAACAUGAAUGAUGAAGACACAUUCGAUUUUAUUCCACUUAUUAAAUGCAUUGCACCAACAGAUGAGCAACGUAAUGAUCCUGAAUAUAUUCCACAAUUGGAAAUGGAUUUAAAUGCCAAGAAUAUUCUAGCUGAAUGA